AACUAACACAGUCUUCGUGUCUGAGAGGAGAAAUGGCGCAGAAAGGAGUCGAUCUGGAUCAAGAAACCUUCAGCUGUUCCAUCUGUCUGGAUCUGCUGAAGGAUCCGGUGACUAUUCCCUGUGGACACAGCUACUGCAUGAAGUGUAUUCAAGGAUUCUGGGAUGAAGAGGAGAAAAUCCACAGUUGUCCUCAGUGUAGGAAGACCUUCAUGCCGAGACCUGUUCUGGUGAAAAAUGUUAUGUUUGCAGCUUUAGUGGAUCAGCUGAAGAAGACUGGACUCCAAGCUGCUCCUGCUGAUCACUGCUAUGCUGGACCUGAAGAUGUGUCCUGUGAUGUCUGCUCUGGAAGAAAACUGAAAGCCAUCAAGUCCUGUUUGAUCUGUCUGGCCUCUUACUGCAAGAAACACCUUGAACCUCAUUUGGAUGAAGCUGCAUUCAAGAAACACAAGUUGGAGGAACCCUCCAAGAACCUGCAGGAGAAGAUUUGCUCCAUUCAUCGUGAUGAGGUGAUGAAGAUGUUCUGUCGUACUGAUCAGAAGUGUAUCUGUUAUCUCUGCCCUGUGGAUGAACAUAGAGGACACGACACAGUCUCAGCUGCAGCAGAAAGGACUGAGAGGCAGAGAGAUCUGGAGGAGAGUCAACAACAAAUCCAGCAGAGAAUCCAGGACAGAGAGAAAGAGGUGAAGCUGCUUCAACAGGAGGUGGAGGCCAUCAAUCACUCUGCUGAUCAAACAGUGAAGGACAGUGAGAAGAUCUUCACUCAGAUGAUCAAUCUCAUCCAGAAAAGAAGCUGUGAUGUGAAGCAGCAGAUCAGAUCCCAGCAGCAAACUGAAGUGAGUCGAGUCAAAGAUCUUCAGGAGGAGCUGGAGCAGGAGAUCACUGAGCUGAAGAGGAGAGACGCUGAGCUGAAGCAGCUCUCACUCACAGAGGAUCACAGCCAGUUUCUGCUCAACUACCUCUCACUGCCACCACUCAGUGAGUCCACACACUCAUCCAGCAUCAAUGUCCGUCCUCUGACAUACUUUGAGGAGGUGACAGCAGCUGUGUCAAAGCUCAGAGACAAACUGAAGGAACUUCUGAGAGAGGAAUGGACAAACAUGGAUGUUUCAAUGCCAGAACCAGAACCAAAGACCAGAGCUGACUUCCUAAAAUAUGCAUGUCAUAUAACAGUGGAUCCAAACACAGCACACAGACAACUGUUACUGUCAGAGGAGAACAGAAAGGCGAUAAAGACGGAACAACUUCAGUCUGACUCUGAUCAUCCAGACAGUUUUACUGAAUUUCUUCAAGUUCUAAGUAAAGAGAGUCUGACUGGACGUUGUUACUGGGAGGUGGAAAAGACUGAUUACAUUGUUGAUGUAGCAGUCGCAUACAAAAACAUCAGUAGAUCUGGAGAUGAAAGUGGGUUUGGUUUUAAUGACAAAUCUUGGGCAUUAAUUUGUUAUCCAGACUGUUCUCUAUUUUACCACAACAGCAUAAAAACCUCCAUCUCAGCUCCUGUUUCCUCCAGAGUAGGAGUGUACCUGGAUCACAGAGCAGGUGUUCUGUCCUUCUACAACGUCUCUGAAAGCAUGACUCUCCUCCACAGAGUCCAGACCACAUUCACUCAGCCGCUCCAUGCUGGACUGAGGUUUUAUUCUGUUGGAGUCUCAGCAGAGUUCUGUAAACUCAAAUAGUUCCUGGAAGUAAUAAAAUGUUUGUUUUUAGUGAUUUCUCUGCUCUCCCUUAUUUUGAACUAAACUUUUUACCUGCUAAUAUUCUGUGGAGUCGUGUUUGUCGUAUAUAAAGAGAGAAAUGAGAAAUCUGUAGAAUGUGGAUACGAGACAUUUUUGCAGUAAAAUCUGUUUUCUUGUUCUCUCUUUGAACUUUGAGUUUUGACUGUUUGAAUUUAACUUUCUGACAAAUGUGUUCAUGAUUUUGUGAUGUUAUGGGAACUGAAGGAUGCUGCAACCCAAAUGGAAUCAGUGACAUCACAAGGACUUUGUUCACACAGAAACGACAAGAGAAGAAACUGAAGAUUGUUUUUUUUUGCAACUUUUUGGUACUUUUCACUUCAAUUAAAAAUGUAUUCAUUUCUUUGUACUUGGUAGAAAAGUUUUUCUGAUCAUUUGACAAUAAAACAUCCUGAUUCUUUUGUCUUUA
Oryzias melastigma (Indian medaka) is the source of this 2142-nucleotide messenger RNA. Its product is annotated as tripartite motif-containing protein 16. The record is from RefSeq and is a predicted model, not a curated record. Bases 33 to 1676 code for a protein of 547 amino acids. Gene Ontology annotation, molecular function: protein binding; zinc ion binding. The transcript is spliced from 2 exons. Lineage: Eukaryota; Metazoa; Chordata; Actinopteri; Beloniformes; Adrianichthyidae.